Messenger RNA from Fundulus heteroclitus (mummichog), 5377 nucleotides. RefSeq names its product ubiquitin domain containing 1b (gene ubtd1b). Bases 651 to 1379 code for a protein of 242 amino acids. Gene Ontology annotation, molecular function: protein binding. The transcript has 4 exons. Lineage: Eukaryota; Metazoa; Chordata; Actinopteri; Cyprinodontiformes; Fundulidae. The record is from RefSeq and is a predicted model, not a curated record.
UGCGCAUGCGUGUCAAAAAAAAAAAAGUUCGGUGGCGUUAGCUCACCGCUCCGAGUCACCUUUUUACCAGCGCGAGGAAACGUUUUCCGUGUAAAACGCGCUGCUAUUGAGACAGCUUCGUGGGUGAACCUAGUCCGUCUUCGCUCUGGGCUUCCGUGGGCACCACAACUUCUUCCCUGGCGCCUGUAUGACUUCCAGCAAGCGGGGGGGAAAAAUUAUGUCGGUUGGCUGAAGUUUUGUGUUUACUAACUGGCUAACUGGGUAGCUCGGUUAGCGCGUUGCGACCGUCUCCCAAGUGACCCGUAAGGGCGCGCGAGCUGGAACCCAGACACGUUGGUGCCGAGAAGCUAAAACAGCGGCUGUUUUGUCACGCGCUGUCGGCUUCAAGCAUAAACGCGGUCCUCUCACACAAGACGAGAAAGCCCUCAAACCGACUUGAGACCUCGGGCUCCGAGUUGUGAAACGCCUUCUCUGCAUCGCCCACACUGUGGACACGGAUGAGACGUCAGGCUCAGAGCGUCCUACCUGCCACCGGUGCCCCUCCGUGUCGGACCUAGUUCCUCGUCCAGGUCCGCCAUGGGCCCCCUGGUCAUCCAGUGACAAUCGGCGGACAUAGAGAGAGAGAGAGAGCGUCCAGAGCUCCUCCAGCCAUGGGAGGAUGCGUGGGAAGAUACUGGGAAGACUCGCAGAACCGAGGGUCGUCCAGGAACGGUGGACGAGGAGGCCGUAACGAGCCGCUGAAGAAAGAGCGGCCCAAGUGGAAGAGCGACUACCCCAUGACGGAGGGCCAGCUGCGGAGCAAGCGGGACGAGUUCUGGGACACGGCGCCGGCCUUCGAGGGCCGCAAGGAGAUCUGGGACGCCCUGAAAGCCGCCGCCGUGGCCCUGGAGUGCAACGACCACGAGCUGGCCCAGGCCAUAGUGGACGGGGCCAGCAUCACGCUGCCCCACGGGACUCUCAGCGAAUGUUACGACGAGCUGGGGAACCGCUACCAGCUGCCCGUCUACUGCCUAGCGCCGCCCGUCAACCUCAUCUCAGAGUGCAGCGACGAGGACCCCAGCGACAGCCCCGAGCCGCCCGUAGCAUCUAAGAAAGAGUUUCAGCUCAAGGUACGACUGUCCACGGGGAAGGACGUGCGUCUCAGCGCCAGCAUGGCCGACACCAUCGGGCAGCUGAAGAAGCAGCUGCAGGCCCAGGAGGACAUGGACGUGCUGCAGCAGCGCUGGUUCUUCUCCGGUAAGCUGCUGACGGACAAGACGCGGCUGCAGGACACUAAGAUCCAGAAGGACUUCGUCAUCCAGGUCAUCGUCAACGCACAAGCGUCCGGAGGCCCCAGAGCCUCGCCCGUAACCAGCACCCCCCCACCCGCGCCCCAGUGAGCCGCCGAUAGCGGGGCGAAGCAGCAGAGGGAUCCCUUCUCCUCCCCCAUCUGACGCUGCUGUUACUGGGAGAAAGUGGAAGUUUUGGACUCGAAGCGGAAAAAAGAGGGAAUAAAUGAAAAGUGCUGCUUCCUUUCAUUCAACACAGUUUCUGUUUGUUCAUCUCCUCUGGAGGAGCAGAGCGCCGCAAACCCUCGCCCUCUGUUAAGCACUCAUAGGUCAAAGCGCUGCGCUGCCUCACGCCGGCCUCUCCUCGCCCGUCACAGCUGCUCACAGACUCCGCCUCGGCGCCUUCAUCUGCAUCAUCCAGUGCCAACCGACGAGACGCAGACGGGUCGGCGUUGGAUUCUCCCCCCCACCGCCCGUCAGCUCCGCCCCCUUCUCCUCCACCUCCCUCGGUGGAGCAGAAGACGGGAGACGACUUCUUUCCCGUUCUCUUAUCAACAAAAUACUAACUGAGCUGUUUUGCACAUUUACAGGUUCUUGCUAUACUUCUGCGGUAGAUUGUGUGCCUUCAAGAUAAAAAAAAAAAAGAGGAUUUUAGGUUUCCUAUUAUAGGCUAAACCCUGUGUAUUUUUUUAGAGUCAAAUCAAUGAUUGCUGUCACUGCUGCCCUUUAUUAUGCUGUCUUCUACAUGUGUUGAUGCAGGAGAAGAAACCUCGUUCACCCCAUGAUAAAACCCAGUUUUCUGUAGAAGGCUGGUGUGUAACCAAGAGUUCCUUCCAGCUGCCUUACUGACUGCUUCAUGACCACUAGGUGGAGCCACACCGCCCUCCGUGUUGUCCACUCAGCCCCCCCCAACACCUUCCUGUGGAGGGGAUUUCUCUCUCUCUGUCCAGCUGAUGAUUGUAAUCACUUGGUAGCCCAGUAACUAUACGGGGACGCGUCUCUUCACCAGCCAGCGGACAUGGCCACGUGGAGCGGUGAGUCAAAGCUGCCAUCCCACGCCCAUAGAAGGACGUAGACUCAUUGGUGGGUUCCAAUGGCCGCUGCAGCACCUCGUUUUAGUUUUAGUUGUCCUAUCUUAGGGAUUGUUAGGAGCAGUUUGCUACGGCGGGUUUACUUGCUGCCUCAAUGCGCCCCCAUUAGGCUAACAGUGAAGCUUGAAAAAACGAUGAGUUGGGAAGCAUAGAUCAGUCUGAGACUUGGGAACGUAAAUAUCUCGCUGAGUAAGACUGACAGCUCUCAAACCCAGUUUCACUCGCUGUCCCAUUUUCAGCCGUUUUAGAAAUAAAGCUACAUGCUGCCAAGUUGAAUACAUGAAAGGAUAUUUUAGUUUUUUUUUAUAAUGCAAACUGAGCUCAGCAGUUUAGGCGACGAUGCCUUUUCAAGCGUUUUUAUGGGAGAGGCCGCUCACACCAGCUCUGACUCAACCUCCCAGAGGAUCAAAGAUGGCUGUUAGCCGCCAGAUGCAGGGACUGCUAAAAACCCAAACCCUCUGAGCCUCAGGAAAGAUUCCCAAUAUGGAUCGGAUUUUUAGUUUUUUAUUCUAAGCUUCCCUUUAAGCUUGACAUUACCGACAGUAAAACUCUAUUUAAAACAAAACAGACUAUUUGGACCGAUUGCAGCUCUGUUAAAAAAGCUUUUAGCCAAAAACAAAUGGAAUCCAUUGUUCUCAUGUUACCACGCAGUCGAUGGCAAAAUUUCCAAGUCAAAUAACUUUUGAUACUCGAGCUGAAAGACUUCUUAACUUGUGCACUGAAAUCGUGAAGGUUUCCUGACCCCUAUCAGUGGCCUGAGCUCCUUUUUAGUAGGACGCAGACAAAGGGGCCACGUUUUUCACUUUUCCUUGUUGCUGAGCACUGCCAGUCAGCUGCCUGAGCUGUGUUGAUAAGGCGAUGCUGUGAAACGGUACAUUGUACCGGCCCACGCCUCAUCCCAGUUAGCAGAUUGGUCUUUAACAUUUAUCCAGUGGGAAUAUUCAGGAGAAAUGACCAGAAACAAUCUCAUUCUCCUCCUAAGAUCUGAGAUCAAAAUGGAAAACAUUGAACCAUUGUUACUCCCUGGUCAGGUGAGUUUCAGACCUGUCUGACAGCAGGUAGAUGAGCUUUAAAUGUGACGACUGGCUGUUUUCACUCACCGCUCCUGUUGCUCCAUGGUCCAGCAGAGCCAUCACCUAACCCUGUACCAGGCCUUCUUAAAGGGAUUCUCCACCCACACUGUUGCAGACUUGAACAACCAGUUUUUCCCCCACAUGUGCAAUACGGUAGACCUUGCGGUGUUUGCGGUUCUGGAUCCAGCCGAGGAGCAGCCGCGGGUCGUGUGAGAGUAGAGCCCAGAGCCGGGUACAGGCCAGCGGGGCUCACCAAGUCAGAUAAUCAGCAGCAGCGGCCCUCCGUGGUCUCUAAGGGGUAUCUUUGCACUGAAUGUACUCACCCCUGUUCUUGAAUGGACCUGAGCAGUCUGACCCCCUAACCUUCGCUGAGCAGUGAGUCCUGCCAGUCUUAGCUGUGAAGCCUGACCCUCUCUCCCGUUCAGAGGGGGGAGUUCAUUGAUCACGUCUGUCGUAACGCCAUCUCUGCUGAUUGAGCCCCGAGUACUUCUCUGGCCUUUUCAUUUAGACGUUUAUUCGUCCCUGUCCUUGUCCUUUGUCUCUUUAUCUUUAUUUAAACUAAAAGGGACUUAAAGGUUUGCAAAGAACCACAAAACAAAUCUUUCUGCAGUUCUUUGGGGCCGAUGAAGCAAGCCGUAAAGACUGAGAGUCUUUAACCGUCCACCUUAAACGGCUCCAGAUCCAUUAGCAGCUUCAUCAGACGUUUGAGUUUUAUCCCAGCUUCUACUGCGUAUCUGUAAGCAGAGCAUUUAGUGCUUCCUCUUCGCAGACCUGUUCAUUUCUCUGAUUGGUUAAGAAACCAUGUUCUAUCAAAUUACACUAAGAUUGUAAGGAUUGCUUUAAAUCAUCUUAGAAGCGUGCCCAAAGCUUUAAAAAGAAUUAUUAGAAUAAUUUAUGGGGUCUUCUAAUUCCGACGUUCGGUGAACAACAUUUUGUUAUUGUAAAUGUUUUCUUUUUAAUGGUUUUAAAACUCCCGCUCUGUACAAUCUGUGACACAAAGCCAUGUGAGUAAGAGGGUUCCCUAGACGGCGUGUUGGACAAACCUCUCCUCUUCAGCGUAUUCUCCAGGACGUACGCCGCCCAGCGCAGGUCCGCUUCUCGCUCCGUCUCCUCUGGUCUUUGCUGCUCUCCUCCUCUUCCUCCUCACCCCUGAGAGUUGCUUGGAGCGCGACACAAAUGUUUUGUUAGUUUUCAAAGCUGUGAAUUUCUCUCACUUGAGUCGUUUCGCCUGUAUUUGGUUUUGCACGUUUGGGGAAGAAAUUUCUUUUUUUUUUUUCUUUUUUUUUACCAAAAGCGGUUUAUUUUUGCUGGGAUCAUUUUUUCUGAAACGUUAACCUUCUGGGAGGGAAAUUCAGUCAGAAACGUUGAGAAGUGUUGCUUGCUGGAUUCCCUCAGAGAUUGGAGUCUCAGCCCUUCAGUCUCUCCACAUUGGAAACUCUGGGUAUUGUCAUCCUCAGCCUGGAGCAGCAGAAGUAGAAUCAGUAAAAUCAAUGACAUUUGGGUACAUUUCUACACCUCAGAACAGAAAACCUGACAAAGUGAUCUAAAAAUUGUACCCAUUCGCUUUCACACUACACAAAUGGACCACAACUACAGCUAUGAGAUAAAAUCAGAUGAAUAAAAGCCAUAACAGGAGACAAAGAGAUUUUAAUAUUCUGAAAUCAGCAGCGGCUACCACUUCAUGUAUUACUAUUCUUGCCUUUAAGAACUAUAAAUGCCCUUAUGCUAUAGGGUUAGCUUAGACUUUCUCAUUGUUUUCACAGCAGAACAGCCAUAUCUAAAGCACUAAAAUAUGUUUUAAAAUGGAUUUAUUUAGUCAGAGAGAAAUGUUAUGGAUAUUAUGAAUAUAUUUACAACUUAUUUUACUGUUAAGUUCAUUUACAUGCUGAUUUCAUGUAAAAUCAUGUUUUUAAACUGUUGAAUAAAGUUAAACUUGUAAAAAAAA